AUGCAUCACCUGUUUGGGCUGGUUUUGGCACAAAAGGACCUUUCACGUGCAGGGGAUCUUUUCUCCUUAGAGGAUGCUGAAAUCGAAGCAAGCCUCUCGGAAGCUCUUGAACAAAUAAGAAUAAUUAGUUCAUCUGCGGACUACCAGACCAAUGACAAUGACCAGGCUGUGGUGGAAAUCUGCAUCACCCGCAUCACCACUGCCAUCAGGGAGACAGCGUCCAUUGAAAAGCACGGGAAAGCCCUCGUGGCUCUCUGGGAGUCGUGCCUAGAACACAACCUGAAGCCCUCUGGAAAAGAUGAGGACACACCACAUGCAAAAAUUGCAUCCGAUAUCAUGAGCUGUAUCUUGCAG
Molecule: messenger RNA, 354 nt
Organism: Balearica regulorum gibbericeps (East African grey crowned-crane)
Lineage: Eukaryota; Metazoa; Chordata; Aves; Gruiformes; Gruidae
Source: RefSeq, a predicted model, not a curated record